GACCGUGGGGGUGGCUGCAGGUCUGGGUGAGAACCUGGGGCUCAUUCUAGAGACCUGGAGAUCCUUUUGGGGUUUUGGGUAGAGCAGUGACUGCGUCUGACCUCUCUUUCUUCAGGCUCACCCUCGCGGCUGUGUCGAGUUUGAGGGAAAGGGCAGGAGCAACACAUGGAGAAUGAGUCCUGAGAUAAUACCACGUGCACCUGUGGGAGCAGUGGGGCUAGAGAAAAACGUUCCAGACGCGUUUCAGAAUGCAGAGUGAACAGAUUCGCCUGUGCUCCCCCUACGGGAUGUGAGAGAAUUUGAAGAACCAGGAAUGACUUCCAUGUUUCUGGUCUGAUCACCUGGAGGGAAGUGGGGGUGGUGGUAUCCCAGGUGUGACAUGAGGAGGAACGUGGAAGGGGCGAGUUUGACAGGACACGGAUCAGAAAUUGAGGUUUGGAUGUAUAAGGCUUGCGAUGCCUGUGUGGGCAGGUGGAGCUGCUGAGUAGCCAGUGGAUGUAGGAGCCAGGAGCUGCGGGCAGUGGCUUUGACCCCUGUCCAUCAGAGCAGGGCCUCCAGUAGCCCUGUUGAAUCCCCACGGCCAUUCCUAGCAGUGGCGCUGGGUAGACAGGGACCGGCCUUGGGUAGCUCUGUCCUGGAGUGGUCCAACUUUCCCACGGGCACUCGCUGGGAGUCCCAGAUCCAGGCAGGAAGGCCACGGGCCGGUGAUUGUGAAGGCUUCCCUGAGCCUGCAGUGGAAAAGCUGCCAUUUCUGCUCUUCUCCCUGUCAAGGCACUCCUGAGGCCCCGCAGAGGGAGACACCAGCCUUGCGAGCCGCCGAGCCGCUGGAGGAGCUAUUUCCCUAGCGACGAUCUCUCCCCCUUCAGACUUCCCAGAGCAGUGGCAGGACUUCAGCCGCUCCUCCCUCCCCGGGGCUUGAGUCUCUCCCCUGCUGGUCCAGCAUGCUGUGCCCACCCUACGCCACGGUGCACUGACCAUGAGCUUCAACUCCUCCCUCGGCCACAGAAAGGAGCUGAGUAACCUCACCGAGGAGGAGGCUGGUGAAGGGGGCAUCAUCAUCACGGAGUUCAUCGCCAUCAUCGUCAUCACCGUCUUUGUCUGCCUGGGCAAUCUGGUCAUCGUGGUCACCUUGUACAAGAAGUCCUACCUCCUCACCCUCAGCAACAAGUUCGUCUUCAGCCUGACGCUGUCCAACCUGCUGCUGUCCGUGCUGGUGCUGCCUUUCGUGGUGACCAGCUCCGUCCGCAGGGAAUGGAUCUUUGGCGUGGUCUGGUGCAACUUCUCCGCCCUCCUCUACCUGCUCAUCAGCUCGGCCAGCAUGCUCACCCUCGGGGUCAUUGCCAUCGACCGCUACUAUGCCGUCCUGUACCCGAUGGUGUACCCCAUGAAGAUCACCGGGAACCGGGCCGUGAUGGCACUCGUCUACAUCUGGCUUCACUCCCUCAUUGGCUGCCUGCCGCCCCUGUUUGGCUGGUCAUCCGUGGAGUUUGAUGACUUCAAGUGGAUGUGUGUGGCCGCCUGGCACAGGGAGCCCGGCUACACCGCCUUCUGGCAGAUCUGGUGUGCCCUGUUCCCCUUUGUGGUCAUGCUGGUGUGCUAUGGCUUCAUCUUCCGCGUGGCCAGGGUCAAGGCACGCAAGGUGCACUGUGGCACGGUGGUCAUUGUGGAGGAGGAUGCCCAGAGGAACGGACGGAAGAACUCCAGCACCUCCACCUCCUCUUCGGGCAGCAGGAGGAACGCCUUUCAGGGUGUGGUCUACUCAGCCAACCAGUGCAAAGCCCUCAUCACCAUCCUGGUGGUCAUCGGUGCCUUCAUGGUCACCUGGGGUCCCUACAUGGUUGUCAUCACCUCCGAGGCUCUCUGGGGCAAGAACUAUGUCUCCCCGACCCUGGAGACCUGGGCCACGUGGCUGUCCUUCACCAGUGCCAUCUGCCAUCCCCUGAUCUACGGACUGUGGAACAAGACGGUUCGCAAAGAACUCCUGGGCAUGUGUUUUGGGGACCGGUAUUACCGGGAGCCUUUUGUGCAGCGACAGAGGACUUCCAGGCUCUUCAGCAUUUCCAACAGGAUCACAGACCUGGGCCUGUCCCCGCACCUCACGGCGCUCAUGGCGGGCGGCCAGCCCCUGGGGCACAGCAGCAGCACCGGCGACACUGGCUUCAGCUGCUCUCAGGACUCAGGAACGGAUGUGAUGCUGCUUGAAGACUACCCAUCUGAUGAUAACCCCCCCUCCCACUGCACUUGCCCGCCCAAGAGGAGGAGCUCAGUGACGUUUGAGGAUGAAGUGGAACAAAUCAAAGAGGCUGCCAAGAACUCGAUUCUUCAUGUGAAAGCCGAAGUACACAAGUCCUUGGACAGUUACGCAGCCAGUUUGGCCAAAGCCAUCGAGGCGGAAGCCAAACUCAACUUAUUUGGGGAAGAGGCCUUGCCAGGGGUCUUGUUCGCGGCACGGACUGUCCCAGGGGCUGGCUCAGGGGGCCGCCGAGGCAGCAGAACGCUUGCGAGUCACAGGCUGCAGCUGCGGAGCAUCGCAGAAGGGAACAUUUUAGCCGCAGAACAGAAGUGAGGGCCUCGGGGCGGGCCGGGGCUGCAGUCGGAGAUGCUGCCUGUGCCGGGCCCUGCCAGCUCCUCACUGCGUCCAGUGAGCCAAUGCAGAGAAGCAGCAACAUCUGGGACGCAGCCACCGGGAGAACUGGAUAUAGUCUCCAGCCUGGGGCGCCAGUGUCUGCUGUGGGACCACACGGGGGCGUCUCUGAGGCUUCUACUGUGCGUCGAAGAGCAGAGGGAGGUGUGGCUGUUGCCUGUUGGGAGGUGGGGCCAGAGAGGUUGGGGGCGGCUGGGGGAAGCCAGAGAGGCCGAGCUUGGAGGGAAGCCAUCCCAUGAGUCAUUGCCUCCUCUUCACAACCUGUGGAGGGCAGCACGGUGCUUCUUAACAUCGUCAAGUUCACGUCCAGGGCUGCAGCAUGUUGAAACAGGCAGUGUGGGGGCAAUCGGUUCUAGGCGGAAUGGUGGGGCAGCGAGCACCUGGGAGCCUCCACACCCUGUCCUCGUUAGGACCCGGCUGUCCGUGGCCCUGCCUGCUGGUGCUGAAGGGAGGGCCCGUGCUGCCCCCAUCCCUGCUGGCAGACAUGGGGCAUUUGGAAAGAGGGGAGAAACCACUACAAAAGACAGGAGGAAGGGGCAGGCACCAGGUGUUUCAUUUCCAGGGCUUCGAAAGCCCUCUGGUUAGGGCACAGCACAGCAUUCCUGAGACCGGAUGGGACUGUGGUGGCGAGCACUGGCUGAUAGUGUCUACUGGAGAGAAUGCCGUCACAUAGGGAAGCCUCACUGAACACUCUCUACGCGAUGUUCCAGUGCCAGCACGCCGCCAAGAGCAAGUUAGGUUAUGGCGACUCUGGGUCAGUGUGAGGUAGGAGAGAGACUGGACAGAGUGCAACCUGGGUUCCUGGCUCAGCCCUAGCUGUGUGCACACGUCCUCUGGAACAUCCGGUCACCCCCUCUCUGUAAAAUGGGAGAGGGAGUUGGAUUGAAUGGUCUCCAAGACCACCUCCUGCUCUGAUCCUUGGUGUCCUCUUGACUACAGAGGUAGGAAAAACAGUAACAACAAAGUGGACCACAAAUCUGCAUUUGCAUUCUUCUGCGUGUAGCUCCCAGUGGGUGUGAAGUGCCCUCGCGGACUUGGCUGCUGGGGCGCAGUGGCCCACGCCGAGACGCCGUGUGGAGGAAGAGGGGCUUUAUGCCUCCUCUCCCUCAAGAUGAAGCAGCAGCAGAAGUCUGGGCGUGGAACGAUUGCUGCGGUGACUGAGGAAGCCACCGUCACCCCCUCCACUGCCCUUCCGGCGGCUGAGGAGCUGAGCCCAGGACCCAGGACCCUCCGUGCCUUGGUCAGCAGUGCUGGAUUCCAAGGCCGCCUUGCUGUGCCGGCUCCUAGGCAGCUAUUCCACAAAGGAAUGACAUCUGCGGGGUUUUCCUUGGGGUCUCGGUUGCUCCUGAUGAGACACGGUCCUUUUGCUAUGUGGCAGAAGGCAGUGAUUGGUCCCGAGGCCUGGGACUUGGUUCCUUCGUGGUGACUGAAUCCCACAUGGCUCUUCUGGGUCCCGGUGUGUGCUGAUGCCACGGGGCAGACUGCCCUCACUACUGGGUGGCAUUUCUUCCUCCGAUUGAGGGUGAUCGAGGUUUUCCCUCUCUGUUCUGUGUAAUUUCUUUCCUAGCACUUGUCUGGUUUUUUUUUUUUUUUUUCCCUCUAUAUUUAUUUGAAAGACAGAGUUACAGAGAGAGGUAGAGACAGAGAGGUCUUCCAUCCACUGGUUCACUCCCCAGAUGGCUACAACAGCUGGAGCUGUGCCAAUAAGGAGCCAGGAGCCUCUUCCAGGUCUCCCAUGUGGGUGCAGGGGCCCAAGGACUUGGGCCAUCUUCUGCUGCUUUCCCAGGCCACAGCAGAGAGCUGGAUCGGAAGAGGAGCAGCCGGGACUAGAACUGGCACCCAUAUGGGAUGCUGGCGCUUCAAGCCAGGGCUUUAACCUGCGCCACCGUGCCGGCCCCUUGUCUGGUUUUCUAAGGGACCAUGUUCCCCAUCAGCAGUAAGCACAGACAUAGGACAGGGCCAUGAGGCCUUUACCUCCAGGCUCGGUCACCAGGUAGGCCCUCUCCAGCACUGCAAAUUGGCUUGGAACCCAAGGGCUGGGGAAGGCGCCCCUGACUGCCUGCAGCUGGGCUCCAGGGAAGAACCCUGGGACCACCCAGGUCCCCACUGGCUGACCGCAGCCCAGCUGGGAUGUGAUGGGAGUUGAUCUGAAUUGGUCUAGAAGGACUGCAUUUCACAAAGGGACUCAGUUCCCCCUUGUUUUUAAGCCGAGGUGUGUUUGACACUACACAAACACCGUGUAAAAGGACCCUCCCAGGCUCUGCGGGCAAUAAUGCUGGUGUGUCUUUCCUGUGCUCCGUUAGGGAGAAAGACCUGGGCAGGUUCUAAUAAAACCUCCCAGGCAGUGAUGAGAGAACUGUGGCACCAGCAUGGGGGUGGUAUUUCCAACCAGAAGUUAGGCACAGCUCCUUUGAGGUUGGGUGACCAUGGGAGCUAAGUCUCAGGGGGUGUUUGGCAGCUGGGGCCAUAUUUUGCAUAUCCAGGAAUUCAAAUUUGCCUUAAUGCAGCUGAGAGAGGUGGAAGUGGGAGUGGGGAAAGAGAAUCUCCCUUCCAUACGUUCCGAGGACCCGAGAGGCAUUUCUGAGGAGCGCCCCCACCCGCUCCCACUAAACCCAGGCUCAUUAGCUGUGAAUUGCUGUACAGUGGCAGGCUUAAAGCCACCCAGAGGGGACCUUGUGGACACUGGCAGGCGGGACUUCUGGCCACUUGUUUGCUUAAAUCCCUCAGUCCUGGGUCUUCCAGUUGUGGGAAGACCACUCUUAGGGCUGCUGGCCAUCUCUGCUUUCCUCACUGAGCUUCCCAGCUGCCAAGGUGCCUGUGUUAUGCUCCAGAAUGGAGGUUGCUGUGACCCAGAAGGCACUGGGAGUCCCACAUGACGACGUAGCACACUGCUGCACCUCAGCUCUUCCCCGGGCAGGACACAAGACUGGAGUUCAGGACCUUAGACUCUAGGUGGCAGCAGUGUGGCUGUGCAGAGCCUCAGCCAAGCUGUUCUUGGCAGACAGGAAGCACCACCCCUGAGCCUGCUUCCCUGAGUGACCCCAGUCAGGGUCACAGGUGCUGCCCCCACUCAGCUGUGUGGUCUUCCACAAAUCGCUGCUCCUGGAGGAGCGGGUUAAGGUCUGUAAGACAAGGGCCACCUAGCACCAGUGUUCCUGGGUUCUCUCGAGGGAGGAGCUGCUGAGUCUGCAAAGAGCUGAGCAACCAGGGGGAUGACCUCAGUAUGUGCAGUCGGGACAGGGGAAGGAUGCACAGCGCUCUGAUACAGUGAGAGCUUGCUAAGUCUGUUUAGAGUUAACUCUGAGCGUCCCAUCCCGAAAUGCCUGAGAGAGACACACGCAGACAUGGAUGCAUCACAGGAUGCUCCGGAAAUGUGUUCAGCCUGGAGCGCCUUCUGUCUCCUGUCUGGUGGGUGACGCGAAGUGGCCAUGCAGAGAAGGCAGGAAGCACGUACUGACCGGUUACAUCUAAUGGUGACGGACACUCCAUUAGGCAGUUCCCAAACUUCCUUUCACUUCAGCACAACCGUGACAUGGAGAAGAGUGCAAACGUGGGUGUGGUGAGGUCCCAAGUUCUGAUCCCGGGCUGCCACUUACUGGCUGCGUGUUCGGGGCAAGUGAGUGUGUGUGCCUCUCAAUUCCAUUAUCUGUAACGUGCAGUUCUGUAGUCAUUUCCUAUGUAGAGAGACAGGAUUCAGUGGCCUCCCUCACAGGGCGACUGUGUGGAUUCCAGGAAGACAUCUUGGGAAGCAUCGGACACGGAACACAGUAUCUGGGGUGCGGUGGAAGCGGAGCCGCUGGCCUUGUCUUUAACUGUGAGGGGGGUUACUCUUGUUUUACAGGAAUCUCUGUUACCAAGUGGGAACCUUGAGAUGAUAACCACUUAGGUGGGAGGUGUUGAAGGUGCUGCACAGGAAUUGUGAGUUCUGUACACCCAGGACUCUUGAGAAGGGACGGGGUGAGAAAGCAGAAGGCAACAGAGUCGGGUGGGAAGGCAAUAAAUAGCAUUGGUGCUCAUAAAGUCUAAGGGAGCACAAGUGAGCUUCUCUGUUAAAAAUUAUGUACCCUCUGUGCUACUGGCCUGUUUGCACAAAGAUGAAAUAAUUCUUUGAGGAUGAUUCGCCCCUGGGGCCAGGUGGAGUCUCACAUCACCACAUAAAUUCAGCCCAGAGGGGACCCUCUCCCAGGAAAGUGCCCCAGGUGCUGCGGUGAGAGGGACUGCCUGGCUGACUCGGGUUCACAGAAUCCCUAGUCUUCUGAGGGUAGAGGCAGGGCAGAGGGAGCACACCACACACAAAGUAUGCAGGCCCUGGGACGGGGGGGUGAUCCCAGUCUCCAAAGGAAACCGGCUGCGCUCAGCCAGCAGUGUCACUGCGGGGAGGGGCAGAGCCAUACUGUGCUUGUGGGUUGGGCAAAAGGGACACAGAAGUUAGGGAGGCCUAGGAGGAAAGUCCAAGGCUUCAAAGUGAGUAAGUAAAGCCAGAAUCGUGGCUGAAUUCCAGGACCUGGCCAUGGGGCUGAGAGGAGCGGAGCCAGCCUGUGGCUCAGGGGGAGGGAGAGUUCAGAGUGGUCAGUAUUAGACGAAUGGGUCCGUGAGGCUUUAUUACAUAGCUAGGAGGGGCAUGGCAGAUAAUCAGAUCUAGGUCAGACCUAAAGGAACCAAAGGCCCAAGGCAAGUGGAUUCACUGGGAAGAAUUCAAAGCACAAUCUCCACAAGAGUUCCCAAAGCACGAACUUGCUCAGUGUUUCAGGAGAAUGUGAUACACAGAGCCGCAUGCGUUUCCCUCAGAAAGCAUUUUCCUGAGCAGGGACAGGGACGGGAAUUAGGAGCCACCUGACACCAUUCUGAAAUACUGCAAAUCACACACCAGGCAGCCUCUCCCAGAGGGAAACCGUCUCAGGGAGGUUCAUGGCCUGGGCCACAGCACGGGUAGAGCCUGUUUGUUCAUUAACAGGUCUGUCAGGGAUAAUGGGCCCCUGGGAGCAGAAAAGGUUAAAAACCAAUCCCCCCUCCAAAAAAAAAAAUCUAAAAUAUAUUUAACUUGAAGUUUCUGGAUGACAUUUUAAAAAGAUUAAGUGUUUAGGAUUAUAAUAUUUAUAAGCAACUAGAAGUAUAUUUAGGUAGUUUUGUUUACCUGAUUCAAUAUGGUUUUGGGAUGUGUACAGCUGUGGACUAUGUGGACUCUGUACUUGGACUUGUGGUCCGUGGGCUUUUUCUGGGUGCCUCUGCCUUCUCCCCUUUUCUCCAGCAGGGAGGAGUAGGCUGUUGCAGAACUGGGGGAGUGGGCAUACUGAAGUCAUCAGGUGUAUCUAUCCAGGCAUUUUUCAGAAAUUCCUCCAAGGCUGUUACUUUCAUGGAGUAUUGUUAAAUGACCUACUUCUCACCAUGGCCAAGAUACUCUAAACCCAGUCUUUAAAGAAGACCUAAUGAAUGCUAUUAUCUAUCCAUGUAUUUAUUGAUCAAUCAACAGACUUAUAUUUUCCAUUCUAUAAUAAAGUCAAAGAGGAUGAA
Messenger RNA from Oryctolagus cuniculus (rabbit), 8155 nucleotides. The record is from RefSeq and is a predicted model, not a curated record. Lineage: Eukaryota; Metazoa; Chordata; Mammalia; Lagomorpha; Leporidae.